UUCUCUUUCAUCUCCUCCCACCUCCUUUCUACCGCAUGCAGCGGAAUAUCGUUUUCGACGAGAUACCGUUUUUUUGGUACCCAUGCAUGGUGGCAUUUGGACGCUUUGCAUAGAUUUGCCGAUGCAAGAGCUGCAAGAGCUUCGACGACAUCCGAAAUUCCCACGUGGCGCACCACCUUGCGUCAACUAUCUAGCCGGCUCGAUGGAGAAUGCACGAGGCGAAGAGCAGCGCAACGAUUGGCAACAUAGUGAGUCCCAGACCUCAUUGCAGCCCCAUUUAAGAAUGCAAAAUCUGUCAAUUUCCUGCUCGUUGGUCUGCUUAAUUAUACUGGGUAGUGCGGCAUUGGUGGGCGCUUUCGGUGUUUGUCAGCGCCAAAUCAGCGCCAUACUUAUUACAGGCGUCAUGUAUCUACUGGCGGCACUUUUUGCACUCUUCACGCUCAUGAUCAUACAUUUUAAGCGCCAGCAAGGACGUCCCAUGCUAGAUAGUGAUUACGAUGGCACCGUUGAUGGUAUUGUGGCGCGCCCGGGCGGCGUAGCCAUCAUGGCCAAACCAUUAUUAGGCGCACGCAUAUUUCUGACAUCAUGGAGUUUGGAUUUGGGUUGGGGCGGUGUGGUGUUGUGCGGCAUAACGUCGGUGCUUUGGAUUUUACUAUCGAAGAUUAUGCGUUACAAUCCAUUUUCAGCGCUAAUGAUUUAGUUGGAUGAGGCGAAUAAGUUACAGUGGACUAGAAUGAGUUGUGGCACAUCGAGGAUAGAACGGCGAUAAUAAAUCAGUACAUUUUGCUAAGAUCACACAUAUGUACAUAUGUGCAAUAUGCAUGCUAAUAUUCAAGGGCAAUGUUUGUGAACAUUCAAAUCGAUUUAAGCAUCUUAAGAUAAUUGAGAGAAAUCGCUGAGUUGCGCAAUUAUCAGGUGGAAAUUUACGUAUGCAUGGGAAUAUGUACAUACAUAGAUAAAUGUAUAUGAAAUACAGUACAUAAUGCAAACUAGCUUAUGGUAGUUGCAAAGCAAGAAACAAACGGAAAAUAUAACAUACCUAGCAACUAUAAAGGAAAAUUGCAAGCAACAUCGAUAAAUGUCACGAGGUAGUUUACAUAUUCCACAAUAGUACAUAAAUAUUUGUUUUUAGUUACAAUUUACCACCAAAUAUGUAGGCUCUCGAGCAAAUAUAUGGAACUGGGUAGACAAAUGAACCACUAAUUGAAAUUUAUACAUAUGUAUCGGGUGGUUUUUAGCUGCAUGAGAACUAUCGAUAUCGAUAACUAUGGUUUGAUAGCUGAGAUUUGCCAUUCUGUUGACAUUUCUGUUUAGGUAGGUUUGGCUAGUCAUCAUGAAUCGUUUAACACCAAAAGAAGGCUUCUAAAUUGUGGAAGUAUACUUUAAAAAAAAAAAUUGUUCGCGAAAUUCAUAGAGCACUGACGGCAUUAUUGGUCCUUAUUUAUUUCGAAAUGAAGGAGCUGGCGUUACUGUGAAUGGCGAACGCAAUCGAGCCACGCGCAACUAGCCAUACAGCGCGCUUAACAAUCGAUUUAUUGUAAUAUUCAAGAUUUAUUGGAAGUAUAGUCAAAAAUUAGAUUGAUCGAAUGGACCAUGUAACUCGUAGCCGCGGCGGACAUAUGCCGGAUAUCAUAUUGAAAAAAAAUAUAUGCCAUGUAAUUAUCUACCAGAUUAUAAUAAAAAAAUAAUUACAACAUUAUUUCUGUUUUGUACUAUCAUUUCAAAUUCUCAAGCUCUUAAAAAACACCCUAUCGUAUAUGAUAGAAUGCUAUGCCUUCAAAUAUUGAUUAUAAAGCACCAGCUCAAUUUGUUGUCACCUAGUUUUCAAGAGCAUAUGCGUUUUUAUUUUGAAAAGGUUUUUUAAUUGAAUAAACAGAUAAUUUUCCUAAUAUUUUUAUAAAAUGUGGAGUAAUUAAAUUUAGUAAUCUAUUUGUUAAAGCUGCUCUGAAAAACUAUAACAGUAUAUCAGUUCAAUAUGUUUUGUCCAAUGCUGUUUGUAUUUAGCAGCCAAAGAUGUUUUUUUUUUUUGAUUUUGCCUAAAAAACGGUGGACUUUUAUGCAACUUUAAAAUAUUUUAAACUUAGGAUUUGAAUAUUUUUUAUUGCUACUUAAAAGUUGUAAAAAUAAAUAAUAUAUGUAUGCUUACCUUAAUAUUGUAAAUGCAUAAUUAGUCAAAAUAAAGUGGACUUUAUAGUAUUUGAAAAUAUUUGUGUGAAUAUCUGAAUAUCUUUUACAAACGUUUGUCUUUAUAUUGAAGAUAAUGUGCGCAUCUUUAUAGAUUCUACAUUGCUAACGGUAAUCAUUCCAAACUUACACCAUAUUAUAUGUAUUAUUUAAAAAUCAAGGAGUUACAAAACUGCAUAUCCGAAAAUAAAUUCCAAAAAAUUGGAUUAAAUUUUUUGAGAUUUCGUCCAUUUUUUUUUCAAGAUUUUCAAAAAGUUUAGCGCUAUGAGUUGUACUGUUUUUCUACAGAUACAUAUGAAGCUUAUUUUUAUGAUACAUUAUCAAAAAAAUUACUAUUGCAAAGAAAUAGCUGUACCGAUUUUCAGGGGUACUCACUGUAUGCACAAUAGGGAAAAUGUUGGAAAUAUUUUUGGGGAUGCUAAAAAGCUAGGGCCAACUUUAUUUUCAGGUGCAUCAGAGUAGUACCAGCGUAGCGAAAUGCUCAACCAAGAACAUACUUUUUGGCAAACUUCUGUUGCUUUACAAAAAAACAAAACCCGACUCUAACUCGACUCGACUUUUACAUAAUUUAUGUAUGCUCUAACUUAUUUAGAGCCGAGUUUAACUUGCCUAUAAUUGUGCGCAAUUGUCUACAUAUUAAAUUUUCAAAGUCCACUUUAAGUAGAAUAUUUAUUUUAAUCGUAUGCACUUGAGUAUUUUUUAAAUAAAAUUCUAAUGGAAAUUGAAUUUAUGCCUACAACUAUGACUUUCUAUACUGAGCAAACCCGCAAAAUUUACUUUUAUAAAUUUAAAGCUGAUCACAGCUUAUUUAUCUGCUUUUAGGCGCUGCCCCCUUUUACACUUUAUAUACAAAUAUAUAUAAUAUAUUUUUUUUAUAAUAAAAAAUCCAUAUUUUAUAUGCAACAAAAAUGCUUGUAGCCUUCUUUAAAUACCUUGUUAGUCAAUUCAUGCUUAAAAAAAAUACAAAUAUUUAAAAAAAUGCAAUUAAAGAGAAAAAAUACAAUUAAAGAAAAAAAUACAAAUAAAAACAAGGAACCAAAUAUAGAAGCGAAGAAAUUUAUAGUAUAAGUAUAAAACGAUAUGCAGCUAAAAUCUGAAUCUAAGAUACAAUUACCCGCCAAUGGAAAAGGAAGUAAAAAAUACUAAUAGCACUUAAUAAAAAAGAUAUGGAUUUUGAAAAAUUAGCUACUUCUAUCAGAAGGUAAAAAUUGUUGGCUUAUAAACAUAAAAAAAAUAAAGCUGACUUUGAGUAAGUAAAAACUUGCUAAUGUAUUAAAGUCAAUUUUAAUUUAAUUAUUUUUAUGAUUAACUGUUACCACAACUGAUACCGUUAAUUUCAGUUACAGUAGGUUCUGUUUUUAUGCGGCUUUUUUUAUGCGGUUUUGAAAUAGUGUGGUUUUUUUUUUAAUUACAAAAUGCAUGUCGACCUAUCGGGAAUUGUACAUAUAAACAAGAUUCUAAACCAGCUAAGCAAAAACUCGUCACAGAUUACAUCAGAAAUGCUAACCCUACAAGUAUGGAACCGCCUGCAUAACUACAGGGUGGCUGAUGAAUUUUGCUACAUUAAGAAACUCAAAUAACUUUUUUUUUAGUGUAUGGAAUUCAUUUAUUUUUUUUCAAGUUGAAGGUCAUUAAAUUUUAUUAA
Molecule: messenger RNA, 3829 nt
Organism: Anastrepha ludens (Mexican fruit fly)
Lineage: Eukaryota; Metazoa; Arthropoda; Insecta; Diptera; Tephritidae
Exons: 3
Coding region: 83-700 (205 amino acids)
Source: RefSeq, a predicted model, not a curated record